AUGAGCCUUAGACUUUGUGAACAGAAAGAUGAGUAGACGAUUUUGAGACCAAUGGGUAGCUUAGGAGAGGAAGACUUGGCUCAAAUGGUAAAGAUUUCAUUGAAUCAGAAACACCCACUUCUGUUUCACCCACUAAUUCAAAACCCCGUUCUCUCGAUCAUCAACCCAGUUUGCAGGAAAUUCUUAAACACACGAAUGAAGAGGCUAACAUACAAGAAAAGGUAUUAAUGUAUUUGAAAGAUAUGAGAAGUGCAGGGCAUCAGAAUCAGACGAAUAAUUUGAAGAAGUUGAUAGUGACGAAAUUGAGAAAUGAUGGCUUUGAAGCAUCUCUUUGCAAAACUUCAUGGCUCUGCACUUCAACCCAUUACAAAGUGUUCCGGUUUCCAGGUGCGUACGAGUAUAUUGAUGUAAUGGUGGUGGAAAAUGGUAGACACAAAAGGGUCAUAGUGGAUAUUGACUUCAGGCCUCAGUUUGAAUUAGCAAGGCCGACCGUACGGUACAAAGAGAUGAUAAGCAAUACUCCAUUGAUCUUCGUUGGUUCCGAAGAGAAGCUUAAACAGAUCAUCCCUUUACUUUGCUCGGCUGCCAAAACACUCAAAGAGAAUGGUCUCCAUGUUCCUCCGUGGAGAAAACAUGCUUACAUGCACUCCAAAUGGCUCUCCAAAAACUGCAAAAAAGUUUCAGCCUCUCCACAAGACAUUGAUUCGGUGAUGAGGGUGAUCAUCAUCUUCAUCACAUAACUGAAAAAA
Hibiscus syriacus is the source of this 749-nucleotide messenger RNA. RefSeq lists its product as uncharacterized. The transcript is spliced from 3 exons. Lineage: Eukaryota; Viridiplantae; Streptophyta; Magnoliopsida; Malvales; Malvaceae. The record is from RefSeq and is a predicted model, not a curated record. The coding region runs from base 228 to 740 and encodes 170 amino acids.